AUGCAUACAGUCGAGAAAGUAGAUGAUCUUGAACUGUUUGAUAUUAUUGGAGAAGUUGUUAGAAAGGAAGAUCCAAGAGAAUUAGUAACUAGCAAGGGAAUAGAGACUAAGCGCUUGAUUGUUAUUGUGGAAGACUUGGAGAAGAACAGGUUAAGUUGUACUCUCUUUAGUGAAACUGUUGACCAGAUACUCCCUCACCUUGAUGAGGAUCGACUUGAACCGCUUAUUGUGAUCCUCCAAUAUUUUAAAGCAACCAGAUGGAAUGGCAAAACUUCAGUGCAAAGCCACUUUGAACUGUCCAAGGUCCAUGUCAACCCGAAACUAAAAGAAGUUAUAUCAUUCAAAAAAAGCCUAAUGAGCGGCUUUGAGUCAACUUCAAUGAGGAUUAGCCAUCAGUCGACCCAAAGUUCAUGGGUUGGGACUGAUGAGCUCAACAAUGGCACGGCUAUUGUGAAAACAAUCGAAGAAGUUUUGAAGUCUGUCGAGGAGGGGCCAACCUGGAUUGCAGGUACUAUUGUCUCAAUCAAUGUUGGGAAGGAUGAUUGGUACGAAUGUGCAAAGUGUGGCCACACCCAUGGAUGUGCAGCACUCAGAUACAAGGUUGAGGAUGCUAAAGAGGAUGAAUACCCUAAAAGUCUAGACAACAUGAUGGAUAUAAUGGUGCUUUUCAAAAUCAAUGUGAAAAGUGGCAACAUAAAACACUAUGAUAAGAUUUACACAGUCAUGAAAGUGUGUGAUGAUGAAGAAACAGUUGCAAAGAACAAGCCUAAGCAAAUGGAAGUUAGCACAUCUAUGAACAUCACUGAUUCUAUGGAAGAAUAUGUUGAAAGCCUCAAAUACAAUACACCAGCUAAAAGAAUUGCCGACAGUUUGAAGUAUGGUUCAACUGUUGAUGAAGAAUGCCAACUUUCAACCAUUAGACUAUAUGUUUUGGAAGAUGUUCUAUGUUUGGGGAUCAGAAGACUUGCUUAUGUGCAAUGA
Arachis duranensis is the source of this 981-nucleotide messenger RNA. RefSeq lists its product as uncharacterized. The record is from RefSeq and is a predicted model, not a curated record. The transcript has 10 exons. NCBI's taxonomy places the organism in Eukaryota, Viridiplantae, Streptophyta, Magnoliopsida, Fabales, Fabaceae. The coding region runs from base 1 to 981 and encodes 326 amino acids.